Messenger RNA from Phacochoerus africanus (Common warthog), 4076 nucleotides. RefSeq names its product ATPase 13A1 (gene ATP13A1). Gene Ontology annotation, cellular component: endoplasmic reticulum membrane. The record is from RefSeq and is a predicted model, not a curated record. The transcript is spliced from 26 exons. NCBI's taxonomy places the organism in Eukaryota, Metazoa, Chordata, Mammalia, Artiodactyla, Suidae. The coding region runs from base 161 to 3835 and encodes 1224 amino acids. Gene Ontology annotation, biological process: intracellular calcium ion homeostasis; extraction of mislocalized protein from ER membrane. Gene Ontology annotation, molecular function: ATP binding; P-type ion transporter activity; membrane protein dislocase activity.
CAUGGCGGCGCCCUGAGAAGCCACUUCCGGACCCAAACCCCUGCGUUGCCCUGGCUCUUCUUAUUCCCUGCUGCCAUGGCGGCUCCCAGGGUUUACCGGAAGUAAAACAUCAGAAGCGAGCCGGUGUCUCUGCCCGGAAGCGAGCGCGGCGCUGGGAAAGAUGGCGGCGGCGGUGGGCAAUGCGGUGCCUUGCGGGGCUCGGCAUUGCGGGGUCCGGCCCGCUGGGCAGCCCAAGCCCAAGCCGCAGCCGCGCACUGUCCUUGCCGCCGGGCCGGCGCUCAUAGCGAGCGGCGACGAGCUGGUAGCCGCCGUGUGGCCGUACCGGCGGCUCGCGCUGCUGCGGCGCCUCACGGUGCUGCCAUUCGCGGGACUGCUCUACCCAGCCUGGCUGGGCGCCGCGGCCGCCGGCUGCUGGGGCUGGGGCAGCAGCUGGGCGCAGAUCCCCGAGGCCGCGCUGCUUGUGCUCGCCACCAUCUGCCUCGCGCACGCGCUCACCGUCCUCUCGGGGCAUUGGUCCGUGCACGCGCACUGCGCGCUCACCUGCACCCCGGAGUACGACCCCAGCAAAGCGACCUUCGUGAAGGUGGUGCCAACCCCCAACAAUGGCUCCACUGAGCUCGUGGCCCUCCACCGAGAUGAGGGUGAAGAUGGACAAGAGGUGCUAUCCUUUGAAUUCCAGAAGAUCAAGUAUUCUUAUGAUGCCCUGGAAAAGAAGCGUUUCCUCCCUGUGGCCUUUCCUGUGGGAAACGCCUUCUCAUACUACCAGAGCAACAGAGGGUUCCAGGAGGACUCGGAGAUCCGAGCAGCCGAGAAGAAAUUUGGGAGCAACAAGGCUGAGAUGGUGGUGCCUGACUUCUCAGAGCUGUUCAAGGAGAGAGCCACAGCACCCUUCUUUGUGUUCCAGGUGUUCUGCGUGGGGCUCUGGUGUCUGGACGAGUACUGGUACUACAGCGUCUUCACACUCUCCAUGCUGGUGGCCUUCGAGGCUUCUCUAGUGCAGCAGCAGAUGCGGAACAUGUCAGAGAUCCGGAAGAUGGGCAACAAGCCCCACAUGAUCCAGGUCUACCGUAGCCGAAAGUGGAGGCCCAUUGCCAGCGAUGAGAUUGUACCUGGGGACAUCGUCUCAAUUGGCCGCUCCCCACAGGAGAACCUGGUGCCGUGUGAUGUGCUGCUCUUGCGGGGCCGCUGCAUCGUAGACGAGGCCAUGCUCACUGGAGAGUCGGUCCCCCAGAUGAAGGAGCCCAUUGAAGACCUCAGCCCCAACCGAAUCCUGGACCUGCAGGCCGACUCCCGGCUCCAUGUCAUCUUUGGCGGCACCAAGGUGGUGCAGCAUAUCCCCCCACAGAAGGCCACCACGGGCCUGAAGCCGGUCGACAACGGGUGUGUGGCCUUCGUUCUGAGGACAGGAUUCAACACGUCCCAGGGCAAGCUGCUGCGCACAAUCCUCUUUGGUGUCAAGAGGGUGACGGCAAAUAAUCUGGAGACCUUCAUCUUCAUCCUCUUCCUCCUGGUCUUUGCCAUUGCAGCAGCCGCCUACGUGUGGAUCGAAGGUACCAAGGACCCCAGCCGGAACCGCUACAAGCUGUUUCUGGAAUGCACACUGAUUCUUACCUCCGUUGUGCCCCCCGAGCUACCCAUUGAGCUAUCUCUGGCCGUCAACACUUCCCUCAUUGCUCUGGCCAAGCUCUACAUGUACUGCACGGAGCCCUUCCGGAUCCCCUUUGCCGGCAAGGUGGAGGUGUGCUGCUUCGACAAGACCGGGACCUUGACCAGUGACAGCCUGGUGGUGCGCGGGGUGGCCGGGCUCCGGGAUGGGAAGGAGGUGACCCCUGUGUCCAACAUCCCCAUAGAAACACACCGGGCUCUGGCCUCAUGCCACUCCCUCAUGCAGCUGGAUGACGGCACUCUCGUGGGUGACCCCCUUGAGAAAGCCAUGCUGACAGCCGUAGACUGGACGCUGACCAAAGAUGAGAAAGUAUUCCCCCGAAGUAUUAAAACUCAGGGGCUGAAAAUUCACCAGCGCUUUCAUUUUGCCAGUGCCCUAAAGCGAAUGUCCGUGCUCGCCUCCUACGAGAAGCUUGGCUCCACUGAUCUCUGCUACAUCGCAGCCGUGAAGGGGGCCCCUGAAACCCUGCACUCCAUGUUCGCCCAGUGCCCACCUGACUACCACCACAUUCACACGGAGAUUUCCCGGGAAGGAGCCCGUGUCCUGGCGCUGGGGUACAAGGAACUGGGGCACCUCACCCACCAGCAGGCCCGGGAAGUCAAGCGAGAAGCCCUAGAGUGCAACCUCAAGUUCGUCGGCUUCAUCGUGGUCUCCUGCCCACUCAAGGCUGACUCCAAGGCUGUGAUCCGUGAGAUCCAGAAUGCCUCCCAUCGGGUGGUCAUGAUCACAGGUGACAACCCGCUCACUGCCUGCCACGUGGCUCAGGAACUACACUUCAUUGAAAAGGCUCACACACUGAUCCUGCAGCCUCCCACAGAGAAAGGUCAACCAUGUGAGUGGCGCUCCAUCGAUGGCAGUAUCAUACUACCCCUGGCCCCAGGCUCCCCGAAGGCACUGGCCCUGGAGCAUGCGCUGUGCCUCACGGGUGAUGGCCUGGCCCACCUACAGGCCGAGGACCCACAGCUGCUGCUUCGCCUCAUCCCCUAUGUGCGAGUGUUCGCCCGAGUGGCCCCCAAACAGAAGGAGUUUGUGAUCACCAGCCUAAAGGAGCUGGGCUACGUGACCCUCAUGUGUGGGGAUGGCACCAAUGAUGUGGGUGCCCUGAAGCACGCAGACGUGGGUGAGCCACUGAGCCUUGGGAGUGGUGACUGCCAACACCAGCUUGGCAUCAGGGACACAUCACCAAGUGUGGCACUCCUGGCCAAUGCCCCCGAGAGGGUCAUCGAACGGCGGCGACGGCCCAGGGACAGCCCCAUCUUGAGCAACAGUGGAGUCAGGACCACCUCCAGGGCAGCCAAGCAGAGGUCGGGGCUCCCACCCCCAGAGGAGCAGCUGGCCUCCCAGCGGGACCGCCUGAGCCAGGUGCUGCGGGACCUUGAGGAUGAGAGCACACCCAUCGUGAAGCUGGGAGAUGCCAGCAUCGCUGCGCCCUUCACCUCCAAGCUCUCUUCCAUCCAGUGCAUUUGCCACGUGAUCAAGCAGGGCCGAUGCACACUGGUAACUACACUGCAGAUGUUCAAGAUCCUGGCGCUCAAUGCCCUAAUCCUGGCUUACAGCCAGAGUGUCCUCUACCUGGAGGGUGUCAAGUUCAGCGACUUCCAGGCCACGCUGCAGGGGCUGCUGCUGGCUGGCUGUUUCCUCUUCAUCUCCCGCUCUAAGCCCCUCAAGACCCUCUCCCGAGAGCGACCCCUGCCCAACAUCUUCAACCUGUACACCAUCCUCACAGUCAUGCUCCAGUUCUGCGUGCACUUCGUGAGUCUCGUGUACCUGUACAGCGAGGCCCAGGCUCGGAGCCCUGAGAAGCAGGAGCAAUUUGUGGACCUAUACAAAGAAUUUGAGCCAAGCCUAGUCAACAGCACAGUAUACAUCAUGGCCAUGGCCAUGCAGAUGGCCACCUUCGCCAUCAACUACAAGGGUCCACCCUUCAUGGAGAGCCUGCCUGAAAACAGGCCCUUGGUGUGGAGCCUAGCCGUGUCACUCCUCGCCAUCGUGGGCCUGCUCCUUGGCUCUUCACCUGACUUCAACAGCCAGUUUGGACUCGUGGAUAUCCCUGUGGAGUUCAAGUUGGUCAUCGCCCAGGUCCUACUCCUGGACUUCUGCUUGGCUCUCCUGGCUGACCGCGUCCUGCAGUUCUUCCUGGGGACCCCAAAGCUGAAAGUGCCUUCCUGAGAUGGCGGUGCUGGCACCUGCUGCCCACCCUGCUGCCACUGGGCAGGAGCCCCACAAGGGCCCCAGGAGGGAACACUGCCCCACCCUGGCCAAGGUGAGGAUGACCUGGCCUCACCUAUCAAGACUGAGCUGGGACACCCCCCCCCACUCCCCCCCCAACGGCCGUCUGAGGGCCUGGCUGGCAGAACGAGCCCCAGACCAGCACCUUUGGUAAAUAAAGCAGCAUCCAUGAUUUUAAGAA